Messenger RNA from Epithele typhae, 2760 nucleotides. RefSeq lists its product as uncharacterized. The coding region runs from base 1 to 2760 and encodes 919 amino acids. The transcript has 10 exons. Lineage: Eukaryota; Fungi; Basidiomycota; Agaricomycetes; Polyporales; Epitheliaceae. The record is from RefSeq and is a predicted model, not a curated record.
AUGGCUCCCGACGCCUCUACAUGCCUGCCGGACGAGGUGCAGGCCGAGCUUCGCCGCCACGCGACAGCCAUCCACUACGCCCUGCGCCACCCCCCAAACAAGGCCACCACUCCGAACGACGUAUUGCAGCGGUGGGAGGAAGGCGUCAAAAACGCAGUCUACGCGAUCAGUGAGCUUUAUCCAAAGCAUCAUGCGCAGAUCCCCGCCCUGCCGAAGUUCGUACUGGGUGCCCUGUAUGAGUACGACUACGCUGCAUUCGCUGCAGAGACCGGCGAAACAUAUGUUCCCUCCCCGUGGAAUGUUAAGCCGUAUGGACGGGAGGAUCCGCGGGAUGGAGGGUUUCCAUUCAGCUACCCUAUCGUUGGUGAUGACGAUUGGAAAGUCGGAUUCGUUCCGCUCAGAGAGCUCCAGGACGGCUGGGUAUUCGAAUCCAUCCAUAGCGCUAAGCUCCGCAUUAGGGAGAUCCUGCAAGCACGCCCCAGUAUCCUCGUAGAUGACGGCCACAGCAAGGAAGAUGGGAAACGGGGGCGGACCCCUUUCCGUCAUGCCCAGGAGAAGAGGCCUGCGCGUGCACAAAGGCUGGAUUACGUUUCACCCCCACGCCACAAGGGGAAAGGAAAAAGGGCCGCUGCCGAACGGGAAGAACCGCGACGGGAUUCCGUCGAAAGCGAAGAUACUCCAGGGUCCCCCAGCCCACCGCCGAAUCCGCGCGGUCCUAACAAGCGGGUUAUCCGCAAGCCGUCGCGCGCACCGGGCACGACCUCCAGAGCAACCUCACUGUCAAAAUCGAGAGCAACAUCUCGAGCAACAUCUCGGGCGUCGUCGCGCAUUUCUUCUCGUGCUCCAUCUCGCGCUCCCUCUCGCGCUUCCUCUCGUGCACAGUCGACUGGCCGCGCCGGGAAAGCCAAAGCCCGAAGAAACAGGAAGAAGCAGACCGCGCCAUUCGUGCACCAUGAGAAAUACUUUCCCCCGCCGGUGCCUGUCAGCGAAUUCAAGACGUUCUACCCACUUGUAACCCUCCCCCAUCUUCGUGCUCAUCCGCUGCACGUCUUCCAGUCCAUGAGGUGCAGCCCCUGUAAAGAGCACGGUACAACUUGCCAAUUCUGGCCUUUGGGUGGGACGGCUUGCGUUUGCUGCCAGAACCGGCGCAUCGCUUGCGACGUUGUUCCCGACAUCGCCGCCGGAAACUCAAAGUCUGUGCUUGCCAAACACCGCAUGCUUCGCGUCGGGAUGAUGUUGGCGAAUCCCAACGUCUUCCCCUCGCCGAGCCUGUACCCGAAGAAGUGGCGUCAAGCUUACAAAGACGAUGUUCCGACGUGGACUAGGUAUCUAUCGGAGAUUUGGAGGGUUGCGGGGGCCGACAAGCAUGAGGAGGCCCAGACGCGCACCAAACCGGACACGUUGGAAUUCCGGGAUAACGGCUUCGUUCCGUACCCGGUUGGGGUUGCUACACUCGACGAAGAAAACGUUGCUCCCGGGGAUCCCGAAUGGCAACCAAACGACAACAAGAAACCGAGGGGCCGUCGGUUCCAGGACAACGAUGACGUGGAUGGGCUGUUUGAAACGGAGGAGGACUGGCUUGAGGAGGUGCGCAAAGCACUUGAGGGUGAAGGCACGCAUGAGGAUCGCAAUGUGCAGCCGCAGCGACCCCGAAAACGUGCUAGAAUUCGCAGUCCUGAUGCGGAGAGCGAUGCCGACGAAGAAGGAAUAAAGCUUUUACCAGGCCCAUCCGUCGCAAGCUUUAACCUUCCGCCCCAAGUACCAGGAGGUGACUUCUUCGGCAUUCCAGAGUCGAACCUGCCCUUCGUCGAUGGGCAUAAGCGAUGGCAAAGCAGGGCGGAAUCGCGGCAAGCAACGAUGGCGGACAUCGACGCGCUUCGAACGGAGAUUGCCAAAAACAACGCACUGCUGCAGCGCGAAUGUCAGGAAACGAAGCGGCUUCGAGAAGAUGUUGAUGCUCUGCGCGCGCGCGUUCUCGAGCUCGAGGAAGUGAACCAAGCAUUCCUGACUGCGUCGCCGUUCGUGUUCGAUGCGGCUGCCGACUUCAACGAUCCGCCAGCCCCGACUCCCGAUUACAUGGCAAAUUUUGAAGCGGCCUCGUCUCAUCUUGCGUUCAGCGCCGCGCCGUUCCCACCGCAGACAUCAGCCCCCAUGGUCUCCACACCGCCAACCUCCACCACCACCCCACCGCCACCGCUGACGCCAAACACCAUGCUUGGGGGGCCACAAAAUGCCGCGGUCGAGUCCUCGGUCUCUGCGCAUCCCCAGCCAUCACUUCCGCCCCGGGUUGAGCCUAUGGUAUCCACGCCGAAUGUCCGACGUGUUGACAUUGCGGUGUCGCCCCCAUUCUCUCUGCCCCUUCCACGUCUACCGGCAAGUCUUACUCGGCUUCCAUCGUAUGCCUCGUCUUCGUCCGACGAGGAAAUGGAGGAAACCAAAUCGAGCCUGGAAGGAACAAGAGUGAGCCCCACGUCUCGUCUACGCACGAAGCAAGCUUCCGAGCCCCUGUCGCCGGGUGCCUUACCAUCCGCAUUGGGGCUCGUUGGGCUUGAAGAAGAGACGGCCACACCUACAGCGUUGUCCGGGCCAAUUCCUGACAGCGAAGAUACGCCGGAGUCACUCGGCGAUCAGGUUAUAGGGCCCCGCCUGCCCCCAUGGCGCAUCUUCGACGAAUCCACCGAGACCACAGAGAACUGCCAGAGGGGCCCGCUGCGGGUGUCGCGGACAUUCAGAUGGACAACACAUAAGACACGAGGAUGA